GACGACGCCCAAGCGUCUACGCGCGACGACGUCGCCGCCGGCAACGCGGCGUCCGCGAGCGAGACGGCGAAUCUCGAGGCGCCGAGUGAGGAUGCUGCUGCUGCAGACGCGGCGGCAGAGUCUAGCGAGCGGGACGCAGCGGCGGUGGCGACAUCUAGCGAGGAAGAAGCAGCGGGGGGGCAGCCGAGCGAGGAUGCGACGGAAACGGUCGCCGGCGGCGAUUACACGCUGCAUUUACUGCAGGCCCCCGUCGAGGACGUCGCGCUGAUGGUGGCGCCGCCGUGCGAGGACGUCGCGCUGAUGGUGGCGCCGCCGUGCGAGGAGGUGACGCUCAGCGACGACGAGACGACGGUCAGCGGAGAGGAGAGCGCCGAGGCGAUGCUGGGUAAUUUGGUGGCGCCACCUGGAAGUGGCACGGCCGCGAACGCCGUCGCGGAGGGCAGCGAGGGCGCGGCAGACGACAGCAUGGAGGUGGACGAGGAAGUGCCGCUGCCGAAGCUCGUGGAGUUGAUCGACAUCGACGCAGACUCGCCGAUGGAGGUCGACGAAGCAGAGUUGGAGCAGGUGGCGCCGCCUGGCGAACAGACGGUGGGUCACGAGGUUGCGGGGUCGGCGGAGGGCGCCGGAGAGGUCGGCGAGUCUCAACAGAGAGGCGGAGAUUCGGAGUCGGCUGCGGGCGGACAGCAGACGGGGUCGGCCGACAAUGCCGCUGGACGGUCGAACGAUGGUGCGGGCAGCAGGGGGUCCGGUGCCCCUUCAGAGGGCACACAGGAUGGCUUGCAGUCACACGGGAGCGAGCUUGGAAUGGAAAUACCCACCGAGAUUACUCCAACGUCAAAGGUGGAUGCAGUAGCAGAUCAGGUUAUAACUCGUGUCAAGAGUGAACCAAUCGACGAGGAAUACAAAGAUGAGCCAGAAGUUCUCAUACUAUUUGAGAAGUUGGUGAAUGUGAAGACAGAGCCAGUGAGUGAUCAGGUGGUCGGGGUGUUAUCUGAUAGUGAGCCGAAAUCAAGCCAGGACUCUGCAUCCAAGCUUGGGAUAAGCAGGCAUAUCUGCAUUGUCUGUAAACAGAUGAGAAAGUGCAAGUACAAUAUCGUGAGGAAUGGAGACGUGCGGCACUUGUGCACUGACGAAUGCUUCAAAAAGUUCCGAAGCAACGCACAGGUCUACCUCUCCUCCCCUACCACGCCACCUGGACAGGUAAACUGCACCGUCUGUGACAAGUCCGUCACGGUGACCUCAUCCACACUGCAGCUACCAGGGGAUCCGCCUAAAUACGCCUGCUCCCAGCCCUGUUUACUCACUGCUAGCAGAGUCCAGGUGCCGGAGAAGAGCUGCAGUCAGUGCCAGAAGCUGAUAAAGGAGGAAUCCGGCCGGAAGCAGUUGCUGUCCUGGGAAUCGAUGGAUUUCUGUUCGGAGAACUGUCUCGGCCGCUUCCAGUCAAACCUGACUGCCAGCUGUGCAGCUUGUGCCGCCGAGAUUGUACCGCGCAAUCAGGCUAAGAUCGUGUUUAAGGUAGAGGGUGAGAUGAAGCAGUUCUGCAGCCCAGCGUGUCUGAAGACGUACAGAAACCGGCUGAAGAUGUGCAGCUUCUGCGAUAAGAACAUCACGAGCUGCGCGGAGACGUUCUCACUGCCCGUCGCUGAGGAGAAGGGCGGAGGAGUGAAGGACUUUUGCUCGCGCAAGUGCACGACUCACUACGAGACGAAGCUGCGCAUACAGCGUGGCGACUCCAGCGUCGUCGGCGCACACUGCUCGGUGUGCAGCGCGGGCGGGCGCGCCAAGCACGAGGUGCUGUACGAGGGGGGGCGCCACCGUCUGUGCAGCGACGCGUGCUUCGCGGCGUUCCGCUACGCGAACAAGCUCGCCGUGAACACGUGCGACAACUGCGGCGUGUUCUGCUUCAACGAGGACUCAACGCCACACUACAUCCAGUUUGAGGGCGCAACGAAGCGCUUCUGCAGCUUCAUGUGCAUGAGCGCGUUCAAGGUUCUCAAGCAAAAGGUUGCCGCCUGCACCUGGUGUCAGUCGAAGAAAUUGAACUUUGACAUGAUCGAGCGGACGGACUCGCAGAGCAAGUACCAGCUGUUCUGCAGCCUCAACUGCCUGUCGCUCUACCGCGUCAAUCUCAGCGCGACGUCGAGCAAGCAGGUCAAGUGCGACCAGUGCUGCGCCCUGCAGCCGGCGCAGUACCAUUUGACGAUGAGCGACGCGUCCGUGCGUAACUUCUGCUCGUACGGCUGCGUGAUGACGUUCCAGAACCAGUUCACGAAGUCGGGCAAGGUGCCGCCGGCGACGCCAGCGCGGCAGCAGACGACGACGACGACGACGACGACGACGGCGCAGGAGACGGCUCAGGAGGCUAGGCGGCAGAGUCAGGUGCAUGCGGACCGAGCGCUGCAGGAUAAGAGGAAGCAGAACCAGCAGCAGCGGCAACAGCAGCAGCGGCAGCGCGGGGUGGCGGGAUUACCACAGACGCCGACGCCUUUAUUGCCGCAGACACAGACGAGAGUGUACAUAACAACCUCCGCAAGCUUGGCGUCGAUGACGCCCGUGAUAUCACAGGUGAUGUCGCUCGCGCCCGCGCAAAAGUCAACACAGGUGUCGACGAUGCCGGUGAGAAGUGCGACGCUGGGCGCGGGCAUUCGUCAACCGCCGCCGCUGAGUCUCCCACAAACCAUGGUGGCUGACCACGCAGAUGUCGACAACGGCUUCAAACGGCAGCAGCUGCCCGCGGUGAUUGGCUUCGUCGUCGAAGACGAAUCGAUUAAACCCGUGCUUGUGCCCAUCCCUGUGCCCGUGUUUGUGCCCGUGCCCGUGUGCAUGUACACGCAGCCGGCGCCCAUUCCUUUUGCAUUCCCGGUGCCCGUGCCUAUCCCCUGCUUUAUCCCCACGACGAAGAAUUCGGCGGCGGCCAUCUUUGAACACAUCAAGGAGAUACAGGAGAAGAUUCCAUCUGAUCCAUUUGAAGCUGACUUGAUAAUGAUGGCAGCGAUGAUUGCAGAAGAGAACACUGAGGAGCAGAAGCCUCCUACACCUACUUGUAUAUCACCUGCAGCAGAAGAUGAAGAUGAGGAUGUCGCAUCUCCGCUAUGCGAUCCUCCCUCGGAAGCUCAGAGCAACGAAGAUACGGCGCCAGUGGAGGCAGAGCCGGCGCCCCCUGUGAGGGAGCCGUCGCCGGUCACCACGCCUCUCGGCGAGAUUUCGCAGGAUAACGACGUUGAAAAUCACAUUCCCACGAUGACGAUGAGCUUAAGGCGGCCCGAACCUGUCACAGCAUCCCCGAGCAGAGGCACGAAGCGCAGUCGCCGUGGCGGCAACACACGCAGUCGCAAGAAGAAGCAGGAGCCUGCAGCACAGCCUCCACCACUGCAGUCGCUUUCAGCUUCCACUGCAGAGCCAGGACCCGACGCGUCUUGCUCACUCAAGUACACAUACGGCGUGACGCAUGAAGAACUGGGUGCAGAUGAAAGAAUGCUUCGCUGGAGGCUGCGUCGACGCACAGCAGCCGCUUCCAGCUUCAAGACAGAGCUGCUGCAGAUGACAGCUGAGGAGCUCAGCUAUUCGCUCUGCCUCUUCGUGAAGGAGGUGCGCAAGCCGAACGGAGAAUGCUACGCGUCCGAUAGCGUCUACUACCUCUGCCUCGGCAUUCAGUCGUUCCUGUACGAGAACGGGCGAGUGGAUAACAUCUUCACUGACCUCUACUACAUGAAGUUUGCCGACUGUCUGCAUGAGCUCAUCUCCAGCUAUGAGCCAAUCAUCUCGGGCGAGGGAUACGUGCUGGGUCGCAUCGAGGAGGAGAUUCUCUGGGAGAGUCGGCAGCUGGGCGCGCACUCGCCCAACGUGCUGCUCAACACGCUCAUGUACUUCAACAGCAAGUACUUCCACCUGAAGGACGUCGCCGAACACAUGCAGCUGUCCUUCUCGCAGAUCCUCAAGCACUGGCGCCGCAAGCCAGACCCCGACUCCGGCAAGAAGCCGCCGCGCACGAUCUUCCUGCGCUACUUCCCGCUGACGCUGGAGAAGCAGCGAGGGCCCAAGCGCAAGUCGCAGGACGAUUCUAUGUGGCUAGAGCAAGCAGAGAAGCUGGACAACCCUCUACGCUGUCCCGUCAAGCUGUACGAGUUCUACCUCUCCAAAUGCCCCGAAAGUAUGAAGAACAAAUCUGAUGUGUAUUACCUGAUCCCGGAAAGGUCUUGUGUACCGGACAGCCCUGUAUGGUAUUCUACGUUACCUCUCACAAGUGACCAGGUGGGGAAAAUGUUGACGAGAAUCAAGAUGACUAGAGAAAUCAACGAAGCUCUGUACAACUCUGCAAUGCUCCCGACGUGAGUGGAACAUGAUUCACGCCGUAGUCAUGGCAAUGGGAGUCACAACUGACAUUAGCACUAUCAUUUAGCAGUUUUGUGGGGUGGAUCAAAGUUCAAAACGUGUGUUUCUUGCAUGCUCUGUAUCUGGAGGAGACACUUGGAGAAGUGGUAAUGUUAAUUAACACUCGAAUUUAGAGUUAUAACCCGUGAUCAUUGCAGGAGUCGUGGUGGGAAUCGUGUGUAUGUGCGUGCGUGCGUGCGUGCGUCUUGCUCACGUGUUUACGUAAAUAAACGGUUUCUGUAAGUAACAUUGCAGAACAAGCUUCUGCUGCAUUGGUUGUGGGGAUAGGUGAGAAAAGAUUGCAUGGGAUGUAAAUAUUUUGGAUAUUGCUAUUAAAGGACAAUUGAAGUCAAAUUU
Priapulus caudatus is the source of this 4728-nucleotide messenger RNA. Its product is annotated as zinc finger MYM-type protein 3-like. The record is from RefSeq and is a predicted model, not a curated record. Lineage: Eukaryota; Metazoa; Priapulida; Priapulimorpha; Priapulimorphida; Priapulidae.